AUGUCUCAUGCACUCUUGCUUCGCCUUUUUCUUUCCCCCUCUUUCUUCUCCGUCCACGUAGCGUUGAAGUACCUCAUGCUCUAUGCCGACAACAUUGGCAUCACAUACUACCUCACCCGAAGGUUGAGAGAGCUUGACACCCAAGAGCUACGGGACGUGUGGGGCUUCAUAUGCCACUUGCUUGUUACUCGGCCAUCAAACUCGCGAGCGCUCGAGUGUUUCGUGGUCGAGAUCGCGCAACGCUCUACGCACAUUGCAGUGAUGACACUGUUUUACAUGCAGGCAUCCCUUCAGGACUUGUCCGCAUGUCCCAACUCACCAGCCUUCCAAGUCUGUCAAAGGACUUUGCAUCGGUGUCAUGAAAUCAUUUUCGCCGACUUACCCUCUCCCGCAUCAGUUCCUUACUCUGGGUUAACCGUGUCAUUUCAAUCACGAUUCGCUCGUAAGCGAGUUAAACCGCACGUCGAACCUGCUCUUGUCGGGAUUGGGCUCGUCUUGGCGGGAGCCCCUGUGAUGCCCGGGUUAACUGAGAUCAUGGGCGAAGUUGCUUUGCAACAGGGCCAGGCAGAGGGUGAUGUUAUAGAGGAGAAAGGGGCGAAUACCAACGAAGAACCACCAGCAAGUGCUCCUUCCGGUAGCUCUGACGCCGCAGAAGAUGACAGCAAUACUUCGGACGAGAAGGUGGAAGAUGACGGAUGCCUCCGGAUUGGAGGAAGCGUCGCGAAAACGAUCAUCGGUGCCCGGACAAGUCCUGCCCUUACGCUAGUGCAUAAUCUACACCGAUCUCACCUGUCGGAGGACCCCCUCGACCAACUUGAUCCAUUAAACCCUGCACUUCCGCCGAACCCAUACCAGUCCCUGCCCUCGAUACCCUCUUCCCACUCGCCUUUAAGGCAAAGCACACUACCUGCAGAUACUCUACUUGAACGCUAUGACAUUCAAUCUCAGUCUUAUCUCCUCAGAAGUCAUUACUGUCAGUCGGAGAUUUUAUUCUUGCUCGCAUUAGAGGAAAUAUCCAAUCACCUACUUGUCGUGCCAAAGCCUGCGCGGAUAAGUGCCCUACGAGCAGAGCUGACCGCUCUGAACCAUAAAUUACCUGCUGAGGUUUGCAUGCCAAUGUGGUGCUCGUCUUCUGACACCAUAAGCCCUCUACCCUCUGGGGAGUCUGUUGUUCUCAACUCCGCAGAGCGAGCUCCAUAUCUUCUUCAUAUUGAAAUCCUGCACGAUGAUCUUGACUUCGACCCUACCAAACGAGGGAACAAGGAGAUACUAAAGAGGAUUGUGACCAAAGAAAGUGAAGAGAAGGGUACAUCGCGAGAUCUAAUCCCAUUCACAGUACCUCGUAUGAAGUCGCUGCGUGGCCCAGCCUCGGAGGGGGUGAAUGUCAUUGGUUCAAAUGGUGUGCUAGGCAAAGAUUCGACAGACAUACAAGAGGAGGGUAAUGAGACAGGUUCUGAAACUCCUGUACUCACGCUCCCGUCUGAUAGUACCACCUCGCUUGUUCAAGACGAGCAGGAGGUAGAUUUGGUUGAACAGCUAUAUGGUGCCGGCCAGUCGCUGCGUGGUCCCAUAGACCUCGAGGAAUCUAUUGUUCUGCCUCCUCCACCGAAGAACAGGGAGCUAGAAUUAGUAGCAUGGUCACGCACACGAUCGGCGCCGUCUCCAUCCACGGUGGAACAAGGCACGACCUCGUCAUUGGACAGCAGGACGGCAACUAGCGGGAGAUCACUGUCUUUGGACGACUAUUCCGAACGGAUGCGAACUGCAGCUGUUAUGCUUGCUCAGCUAAAUGCUAGUCUCGUGCGCGAGACUGUUACGCCACUUAGUGGACCACCCGGGUCCGGGUCAGCAACGCCCUCUGCACAAGAUGCUCCUUCGUCUUCAUCUGCCCCAUCGAGGCCUCUUAGUUGGCUCGCUGGAUCAGGAUCACAUGGACCCCUUCACCCGUCGCUGGGUGGCAAGCCAAGGCCUUCUGAUGCCUCGCCUCCAGCACCGACCACUCGCAUGCGAGUAAACCACGCCGAAGCUGCUUCCAUCCGUGAUAGAAUCAUGAAGGAAAUGAUCUCACUUGAAGAGGAGCGGAUGGAACGGAUGCGUGAAGGAGAAAUGGGACUUGCAGAGUCCGGUGGGUGGAAGACAGCGGAGGACGAGGGGAUAAUUAAGCGGGAACUUAGCAAGGCCGACCCAUCUGCUGUGGUGCUCAGCGAGUCAUGGGCUACUAAAAAGAGUCGUAUACGCCACGCGUCACCUUAUGGUCACUUGGCAAAUUGGGACUGCGUCUCUGUUAUUGUCAAAACUGGGGGAGAUUUGCGGCAGGAACAGGUUGCAGUCCAGCUCAUUCGUGAGUUUGGGCAGAUAUGGCAGGAAGAGAAAUGUCAGUGUUGGGUUCGCUACUUCCGGAUACUCAUCACGGGUGCAUCCUCGGGACUCGUAGAGACAAUCAAUGAUGCCGUUUCCAUCCAUUCGAUCAAGAAGGCUGAAUAUGCCCGACGUUUAGCGGAAGGUCGGCUAGGACACGUAACGUUACUGGACCACUUCAAAUCCACGUAUGGUGAUCCCUCAACCGCCAAAUUCCUCCGAGCACAACGGAACUUCGCCAAGUCCCUUGCAGGAUAUUCCAUUGUUACUUAUCUUCUCCAGAUAAAGGACCGCCAUAAUGGCAAUAUUUUACUUGACCCAGAGGGACACCUGAUCCACAUUGACUUCGGUUUCAUGCUGUCCAAUUCCCCCGGUAACAUCGGUUUCGAGGCUGCACCUUUCAAAUUGCCGCCUGAAUACGUCGAGGUACUUGGCGGCGUCGAGGGUGAGCCAUUCCUGGAAUUCAAGCGGCUGCACGGAAACACUUGUGAUAGGAUUAUCACGUUGGUGGAGCUGAUGCAGAAAAAUUCGACACUGCCGUGUUUUGCCGCUUUCGGGGAGCAAACGGCGAAUCAGCUCCGCGAUCGUUUCCAGCCAGCUCUCACGCAUUCUCUUGUUCGGGAGUACGUGGAUCGGUUGAUCGACAGCUCCCUGGGAUCCAACUGGACUAGGCUAUAUGAUUCUUUUCAGUACUAUUCGCAGUCCAUCCUGUGA
Pisolithus orientalis is the source of this 3072-nucleotide messenger RNA. RefSeq names its product kinase-like protein. NCBI's taxonomy places the organism in Eukaryota, Fungi, Basidiomycota, Agaricomycetes, Boletales, Pisolithaceae. Gene Ontology annotation, biological process: phosphatidylinositol phosphate biosynthetic process; phosphatidylinositol-mediated signaling. The record is from RefSeq and is a predicted model, not a curated record. Gene Ontology annotation, cellular component: cytoplasm; membrane. The transcript is spliced from 16 exons. Gene Ontology annotation, molecular function: 1-phosphatidylinositol 4-kinase activity. The coding region runs from base 1 to 3072 and encodes 1023 amino acids.